AUGGCCCCUGCUCAGAAGCGUAAGGCGCCGGUCGCGAGCUCAGAAUCACCCCCUCCACCACCGAAGCGCGCGAAGGCCCGGCCCAGUGCUGCGUCGCGUGCUGCCCGACGAGAACGCGACCAAGACGAGGAUGACAGGGGAGAGGGAUCUUCACGCGCACGGAAUCGGCGCUCGAGUGGUGCCGCAGACCCAGACGAGCAGCAACGCAGACGACAUCGAUACAGGCCGGGCACCGUGGCACUUCGGGAGAUUCGAAAGUACCAGAAGAGUACAGACCUCUUAUUGCGACGGCUGCCGUUUGCGCGCGUGGUACGAGAAAUCGCGAUGGAGAUGACGACGGAUGUCAAUGAAGAAGGCGGAGCGAUGUUACGGUGGCAAAGUUCAGCCAUCCUCGCUCUUCAGGAAGCAAGCGAAGCUUUUCUUGUCCAUCUGUUCGAAGACGCAAAUUUAUGCGCUAUUCAUGCUAAACGCGUGACUCUUAUGACCCGUGACUUACAACUCGCUCGCCGCCUACGUGGUUCCUGGCGUGGCUACAAUACCUGA
Messenger RNA from Peniophora sp. CBMAI 1063, 543 nucleotides. Lineage: Eukaryota; Fungi; Basidiomycota; Agaricomycetes; Russulales; Peniophoraceae. The record is from the annotation of a GenBank genome assembly.